AUGACCGACCACGGCCAAUCUACGCAGUCUGGCCGCAACAUGGGCGCCCAAUCCGCGUCCCAAGAUUUGCAAAGUCUCGACAGCUGGCUCACCGAUCGCAUCGUUACCAUUACUGUUGGACCGGAGGAGAAGCGCUGGGUUGUGCACGAGAAGCUUCUCGUCAGCCAGUCUGACUUCUUCAGGAACUACUUCUCGGAGGGCCACGACGAGAUGAAGCUGCCGGACGACGAACCCCGACUCUUUGCUCUCUUCAUCCGCUGGCUGUACGGCACCGCCUUCCUGCCCUCGGGCGGAACCCGCAACUUCCGCUUCCUCCCCCCGGAUGGCGUCUCCGUGAGCGUCCGCGACUACCUCGGCGUCUACGUGCUAGGCGGCAAGUUCGGCAUCGUAGGCGUGCGGAACGCGGUGCUGGACGUGUUGUACGCCUACUACGGCGAAGGGUCGGGGGCGGACGAGCACCGGUCGCCCGACAUGCACGACAUCACGUACAUCUUUGAGCACACGACGCACGACGCGCCCAUGCGGCGCUUCCUCAUCGCCCAUGCGCUCUUCUACCUCUUCAGCCGCGGCCGCCGCGGCGCGCCCCUGCCGCUCGACUGGGAGCAGGUCCUCAGCCGGUCCGCCGAGGUCGGCUACGAGAUGAUCAAGAUGCUCGGCGAGUGGAACUGGGUCAUGGGCGCCAACGCCCCGCGCAUGACCAUCAAGGCCCGCACCGAGUUCCACGAGCGCGCCCCCCUGCCCGAGGUUGUCAAGCAGGAGGCGGACGACGAGGAGGAGGCCUCGCCGAUCUGA
This is a messenger RNA of Thermothelomyces thermophilus ATCC 42464, 792 nucleotides long. RefSeq lists its product as uncharacterized. Lineage: Eukaryota; Fungi; Ascomycota; Sordariomycetes; Sordariales; Chaetomiaceae. The record is from RefSeq and is a predicted model, not a curated record. The transcript has 3 exons. Gene Ontology annotation, molecular function: protein binding. Bases 1 to 792 code for a protein of 263 amino acids.